GACAACACUACUAACGUCAAAACAACUGAGGAGGUUAUCAAAAUAAAAACACGAUUUCUAUUUUAAGAAAACUUUGUAUAUAAUCAUAAUAACUCAGUAACAAUGUCCGACGCCGAGCUGGACCCUUCAGAACUGGGCACACAAGACUACUGGCAGCGGGCGUACAUCAAGGAGAUUCGCAACUUCGAGGAGCAUGGAGACACCGGGGACGUGUGGUUUGGGGAGGACAGCGCUGACAGAGUCAUUAACUGGAUCUGCAACUGUGGCGUUGAGAGGGAUACACCCGUUAUAGAUUUAGGUUGUGGUAAUGGCUACACACUGUCAGAGCUGGCACGAGAAGGGUUUACAAACCUGCUGGGCGUGGACUACUGCCCCGAAGCCAUUACCCUCGCAGAGAAGGUGACACAGACUGAGUUCCCUCAUAUACAGUAUAAGGUAUUCGACAUUUUAGAAGACUCUGUCACUCAGCUCGGCAAGUUCGGUAUCGUGCACGACAAAGGCACGUACGACGCCAUAGCGCUCAACCCCGACGAUCCCAAGACGUGUCGACAGAAGUAUAUACAGCAAGUCCACAAUAUGCUCGAUACUGAUGGUCUAUUCAUAAUAACGUCGUGCAACUGGACGGAGGAGGAGCUAAUAAAGCACUUCUCGGAGAAGCUGCGGCUGAAGCGAGCGCUGCCCACGCCGCAGUUCCGCUUCGGCGGGAAGGUGGGCAGCGUCGUCUCCUCCGUCGUCUUCGAGAAGAUAUCAUACUAGGAAAUAUACAUAUUUUGUUACCGCC
Helicoverpa armigera (cotton bollworm) is the source of this 781-nucleotide messenger RNA. Its product is annotated as EEF1A lysine methyltransferase 2. The transcript has 5 exons. Lineage: Eukaryota; Metazoa; Arthropoda; Insecta; Lepidoptera; Noctuidae. Gene Ontology annotation, cellular component: cytoplasm. Gene Ontology annotation, molecular function: protein-lysine N-methyltransferase activity. The record is from RefSeq and is a predicted model, not a curated record. Bases 103 to 756 code for a protein of 217 amino acids.